Messenger RNA from Diaporthe amygdali, 888 nucleotides. RefSeq lists its product as uncharacterized. The transcript is spliced from 2 exons. The record is from RefSeq and is a predicted model, not a curated record. NCBI's taxonomy places the organism in Eukaryota, Fungi, Ascomycota, Sordariomycetes, Diaporthales, Diaporthaceae. Bases 1 to 888 code for a protein of 295 amino acids.
AUGUCAGCACCUCAGCAAGCACUCCUCACGUCUAUCCGCGAUCCUGAUGUGGAGGGUGGCCGCCUCCUCACGACGGUCUUGCAGAAGAAUUGCAUUCCAUGUGUUUUAUGGGCUGUCAGUGCCGCCGUCCACUAUGGGGGUGGCCUUUGUCCUUUGGAUAUCGAGAUUGCAAUCAAUGCAUCGGACCAGCAACGCGUCUUUGAGAUAUUGUCAUCUCAUGGCCUUUCUAUCUCCAGUCCCGAUCAUCAAAGUGCACCACCUUCUUCAUUCGAGGAGUGGUUCAAGAACGCACCGUCGUCCUCACAAUUCCACGAUCGCCGCAGGACUCGCUUAUUGACUCCCAUAUACGAGUUGCCUGCCACUGGAAAUCCACUGGACGAUAUGUUGCGACCAUUCAUCAUCGUGUAUUCUGCCGAGGAAGUUGGCUUGCCUCUUAUCUCUCCGCCGACAUCAUCCACUGAGACUAAGCCCACCGAGGCUUACAUUACAUUAUCUGUUUUGAACCCGGAUCUUGCUUUGUGCAACAAUGCAUUUUCCUCCAGAGAAACUCACAAAGCUCAGGUCAUGGACUCCAUGAUUCCUUCUUUCACCUCUUUGGUCAAGUCAGAGAUGCACGUUUUGCUGAUGCACGCUGAAGUGCAUUCACCUGUCUGGGGCCAGCAUAUGGCUCAGCUUUCCGAGCUCGUCUACUCUCGAGCUUGCGCAGAUGGGCCAGACAACCUGCAAGAGGUGGUAGCGAAUGCAAGUUUCAAAGAAUUCAUAUCAUGGUUCCGGGCAAGUCUCAAGGGAGAAACAGAUUACGAAACGCUGGAGGGUCUGCGAGCCUCCUACCGCGAUAUCUAUCAGUUGCAAGAUGACCAGUUUUCUGGGUCUCUGCGGUGCCAAUAG